CACCGUGCCUGUGUUAAAAAUACACACAGGAGACAGGAAGACAUUUGACCACGUGUCCAAACCUGGAGGACAAAUUCAUAAAAUAUUAACUUUACUAACAUACUGUACAACUCAGUUAAGACAAAAGACAAACAAAAGCACCGUUGUUUCUAGUGAAACUUGACUGCCUUCAAUAUUUAGUGUGUGGUUUAUUUUUCACCAUGUAACUUUCCAUCAGUAACCGACAGACAGCAUUAGGUGGAGCAGCCUCCCCGCUGGUUUCGCUUUGCCCCGCAGGCUUUGAUUUUCAUCUAAAUAUACAGUUGUCAUGGGCGUCCGUCACCACACCCAGAGCUCAGGAUGAUGGACCCCAUUGGUUUCCUUUGAGAGUCUUCCCCCUUCACCUCCCAGAUAAUUCACCAUGUGGGAAGUGUCUCUGAUCCACUGUGGCUCACACUGAACCUGCGUCCUCCCUCGCCUCCUCUCUUGCCUCAGCCACCAUCCUAUCAGAAAUGUGGGGACACAAUCCUCCUGCACUGCUCUCACUGCUGGGUCUGAUGCUGCUGUGGCCAUACGUUCUCACCACCACUGUUUCAUCCAGACCGAACACUACAGACAUCACGACUCUCUCUGCAGACAGCAAACAGCGCCCUCAUGCGGCCAAGAGGUCAACGCAGAACUGUGACAGCACGUUUGACAACUACUGUCUGAACCAAGGCCAGUGUAUGCUGCUGGUGGACAUGAACGUACACCACUGCAAGUGUGAGCGAGGCUUCUAUGGUCCCAGAUGUGCCAAAGCAGAGCUGGUCUUCCAGCCAAUGGCAGAAGAGCAGAUGAUUGUCACAGUGUUCUGUGUGUGUCUGUUGCUCAUCGGUUUGGCCGGAGCCCUGUACUUCUGCUGUAAACGUUAUAAGAAAAAAAGACUGCUUGCAUCACAACAGGCGUCAGGAUCAUCGAGGGACUGUUUGCAGUGUCUCCCUCUCACCCACGGCGCAAAAGCAGGAAAAUCCAACCAGGAAUUUCCAGUUUCCUAACUGAGAAAUUACAACAUAGCAGUGACGUUUCCUGAUUACACUACCAUAACUUAGUCACAGCCACUUACAGCACACGACACUGGGUCACGUAUCAAACAGGAGAUUAAAACCUUUUUACAAGACAUGAAACUGUUCUACGUCUGGUGCAAUAGACGUUUGCAGCAGCUCCAGGUUCUGGUGUAAUGUCUAAUGGCCCCUAUAAAACCAUGACACACAGCCCACUGUUUGAUUUUAUGGCAUUUGGUCAUAGUUGUUUGGUCUUACUGUGGGAGUUUGUAUGUUAUUGUACAGUAAUGAACCAGUCAGGCUGCUCGGAAAUGACAAAUGUUUUGGGCGGUAAAAGAAUGGUCUCUAUUUUAUUUGUCUCUGUUCAACAAAUACAGAUUACACAAAUCAUUGCACCUAAUUAGGGUUUUUUUUUAAAAAAAAGAUUACUUUUUAACCAGAAUCUUCCUGAGGUUUUCUGUUUUAGAAUAGAGUCACAAGAUACACCCAAGAUUGAAAUCCAUUUUGCUUGAAACUGUUUUCUGGGGACCCAUAUUUUAAGUCACAAAUCUUCACGACCCAAGUCAAUAGACAUUAUUGGUAAACGCCUGGGAAAUAUGAUGCGAGAUGACCC
Molecule: messenger RNA, 1632 nt
Organism: Cynoglossus semilaevis (tongue sole)
Lineage: Eukaryota; Metazoa; Chordata; Actinopteri; Pleuronectiformes; Cynoglossidae
Product: proepiregulin
Exons: 5
Coding region: 492-1013 (173 amino acids)
Biological process (GO): positive regulation of cell population proliferation; epidermal growth factor receptor signaling pathway; positive regulation of mitotic nuclear division
Molecular function (GO): growth factor activity; epidermal growth factor receptor binding
Source: RefSeq, a predicted model, not a curated record